AUGGUCCGAAUAUCUGGAGUCGACGUACCCGACCGCAAGCGCGCCCACAUUGCCCUGCGUAGCAUCUAUGGCAUUGGCCCCGCCAAGGCUAUCGAAAUUGUCGGCAAGGCUAACCUGGAUACCGACAUGCCGCCGCGCAUGAAUGAACUCUCCGAGAUCGAAGUUGACCGCAUUCGCGUCAUCGUCGACCAGGACUACAUCACCGAAGGCGAUCUGCGCCGCGAACACAACGAGAAUAUUCGCCGGCUGAUCGACAUCGGCAGCUACCGGGGGCUGCGCCAUCGCCGGAACCUGCCGGUUCACGGCCAGCGCACCCGCACUAACGCCCGCUCCCGAAAGGGCGCCCGGCGCACCGUGGCCGGCCGCGGUCGUCGCACCGGCGGAAAGAAGUAA
This is a messenger RNA of Geodia barretti, 393 nucleotides long. Lineage: Eukaryota; Metazoa; Porifera; Demospongiae; Tetractinellida; Geodiidae. The record is from the annotation of a GenBank genome assembly.